Molecule: messenger RNA, 3210 nt
Organism: Pangasianodon hypophthalmus (striped catfish)
Lineage: Eukaryota; Metazoa; Chordata; Actinopteri; Siluriformes; Pangasiidae
Gene: prg4b
Product: proteoglycan 4b
Exons: 13
Coding region: 170-2206 (678 amino acids)
Biological process (GO): immune response
Molecular function (GO): polysaccharide binding; scavenger receptor activity
Source: RefSeq, a predicted model, not a curated record
AGACGCUUACAAAUCUCACAGUUUUGAUCUAAGAGACUGGAUGAGCCCGGCCCAUGACUCCUGCACCUCCGCUACAUCCGGCGUCUAUAAAAUCAGAGCGACUUCACACAGACAUUCUCACAGACACUGACAGCUCACACAUAAGCUCGUAUUCCAGGUUCCUGUCGAGAUGAGCAGCUCUGUGUCUCUCCUCCUGCUUUCAGCAUGUGUCCUGUUCACAUGCUCCUCAGCCCAGAAAAGCUGCAGAGGUCGAUGUGGAGAAGCUUAUUUCCGAGGCAACGAGUGUCAGUGCGACUACGAGUGUCUCUCACACAGUGAGUGCUGCAGAAACUAUGAAUCUGCCUGUACUUCAAGAGACUCCUGUAAAGGCCGAUGUGGUGAGCGUUUUAAGAGAGGGAGACAGUGUCACUGUGAUAUUGAGUGUAUUAAAUAUAACCAGUGCUGUCCAGACUAUGAGACCCAGUGCAACAUUGAGGAUUCCUCAAUGGAGGAAGAAUAUGGUGAGCUUGAGGUGACCACUCCUCUGGAUGACAUGGCGACUGAAGAUGCUGUAAGCGGUAGCAAACCCUAUCCCUAUGACACUGCUGAGCUUUUGGACCCAGUUGAAAACCAAGUGGCACCUCUCCCUUACCUGCCUGAUUUUGGAACAGUGCCAAGUAUAAUUGGUUCUCCUGUGCCUGACAAGGGCCCUGAAAAACCUCAGGAUUACUUUGAACCUGAGCAGCUAUCUCCUAACAACUCAGAUCCUAAUGUACCUCCAGCUUCAACUAGGCUGGCACACACACAGCAACCUUCAGAACAGUAUCCAACUAUCAUAAGCCCAAGAUACACCACACCUGCAUCUGAACAGACUGACCUGAAUGCAGAAACAACCACUUCACUUCCCACAGAGCCCAAAAGCACUGAUGCAUAUGAUAAACCUGCUUCUAAACCAACUGCUAAAAAUCCUCAGUCUGUCUUUGAACUGGAUCAACUUUCUUACAAUGCGUCAGUUCCCACUGUUCCUCCUGAGAUGGCCUCAACUAGACCAAAUUCCACACCAAUAUCUGACCAAAGUGCUACAACAAACUCUCAAAGCACCUCAGAGCCCAAACCCACGCCAUCAGCCACUGCUCAGGCCAAUAAUACAGACCUUAAGCCUUCUAACCCUGUCCAAUCUGAAGACAGACAGGACCCAGGAGUAAACCUUGAAAAUCAGACAGACGCUCAGUUGGAACCCAGUGAAAACACAACCUCAGGACUGGAAAUACAGAAAAUGGUCUCAACAGAAAAGCCUGCCACUACCAAAAUAACAGAAGCACAAAAUGAAAACCAGGAUAUAAAGGGCAUUCUUUCUACAAAGGAUUCUCCAACUUACCCUGCCUUAAUAGAAAGCACCCCUGCUUCUGUGAUGGUUAGCCCUUCGCCAACUAAAGAACAAGAAAAACCCACUAAACCAAAAGAUGCUAACAACAAUCUUCAGGACCUUCAGGAUUAUCAGGCAGAUGCCAACAGAGACACUAAUCUCUGCAGUGGUCUUCCAGUUAAUGGCUUGACUACACUUAGGAAUGGCACCAUUGUGGUUUUUCGAGGCCACUACUUUUGGAUGCUGGACUCCAGAAGAAAUGCUGGGCCUGCUCAUUUAAUCACAGACUUUUGGGGAAUCCCUUCUCCCAUUGACACUGUCUUCACACGCUGUAACUGCCAGGGCAAGACCUACAUCUUAAGGGGGAAUAAAUACUGGAGGUUUGAAAAUGACAUUAUGGAUGCCGGCUUCCCCAGACCCAUCAGUGAGGGCUUUGGACUUGGAGGCCACCUUGUUGCAGCUUUAUCCAUGCCUCAGUACAGAAGCAGGAAGGAGUCUGUUUUAUUCUUUAAAAGAGGUGGAUUGGCUCAGAGAUACACCUACCUCAACACACCUGACUGCGGCAGCAAGUCAGCUGCAGUCAUAGUAAAGAAGAGAUUCAGAAAGGAAGCAGUCCCUGCGCUGGGUCAAGAGAUCGUCAUUAGCAAGACUUGGGCAGGCUUUCCACCCACAGUGACAUCAGCUGUGUCAGUACGCACUACAGGAGGGGAUGGAUACAAAUAUUAUGCAUUCUCCCCAACCAAGUACUACAGCUUAAGGAUGGAAGGUGACACUCCAGUCAUUCUCACUCCUAGGGCUGGACCAGAAAAGCAAAAAUCAGCCAAAAGUUGGUUCAGAUGUCCAGAGACGAAUAAGGUGUAGAACACACUAAGCCCUUUAAAAUGAGGACUGUGUACAAGAUGCUUUUUAACAGUCCUACAGACACCCCGAGUGAUGCUUUAAUACAUUGAGGAUGCUUUCACACUCAGGUGUUUUUUUCUCAACUGCCAACACACGUUUUAGCAGGACACUUCCAAAGUUCAAGUGCUUUAUCUCCUAACCAAUUAGGUCACAGGUUGGGGGCAAAUAAAAACAAACACAGAGUGCCAGUGAAGAAGGAUAUUUGACAUGUUGAACUGAAAAUAUUCCAACAUUGCAAUACAACUCGUAACAGCUAUUUUUGGAACAGUUAUUGGUACAUGGUGUUACAUCCCACUUGGCUGCAUACAGUCAAAUCACAUAAACAGCUCCUCUUCUCUUGAUUUUAUGCUGCCAAAGCUACAAUGAAAGCAGCUCCUCAUUGCCAGAGUUAAACUAAUAUUUAUUACAGAUAAUAAUAAAUCUAAUAAAUCUAAUAAUAAAGCUAGGCUAGUUAAGCUAGCUGAUACUAACUACGACUGGCAAGAUCAUAGUUGUUACAUUGCAUGUGCCGCUUUUGUUGAUCAUAUCCAUACACAGUGUGUUUUGUGCCUAGUGUGAAAGCAGCCUUAAAAUAAAAAAAAAAAAAAAAAAACAGUGAAUCAUUUUAUACCAAAAAAUUCUUUAUUGUAUCCACAUAAAAUAAAGCAAUGCUGUAGGUUCAACAUAAAUGCUUAAAUGGACCUCAAAUGGCUGAAAGAAUUUGAACUUGAGAAUGAUCAAAACUCUAGUGAAACAGCUUGUCGAAGUGUUGUAGUACCAAGGAGAACGACUGAAACAUCUCUGGCACGUUAUUCAUCUGGCAAAGCGCCUUCGCACUCCCAUAACUCCUGAUCCAUCUGCAGUAAGAAACAGGAUGAAGCACUGUGACCAUCUUCCAGGCAUGCUGUUUACAUGACGUGUACUAGAUGCUGUUUAAUAAUUGUUUUGUCAAUCAUUUCUAAUAAAAUUGUUUAUCUUGGCCUAUU